AUGGAUAAUUUUAUUGUAGCAAUGAGUAGAUAUAAAAGGCGUAAAUAUGAUGAGACGCUGUAAUUAUGUGAUAAGAUGCUUGAAAACAAUCAAAGAGAUUAAGCUGCAUGGCUGUUAAAAUGCAACUGUUUAGUACGUAAAAGUUAUAUAGAUGAUUUGGAAAUAGAUGAAGAAGGAAUAGGAGAUAUUCUUUUGGAUGAAAAUACAGUUUCGUAAUUUGCUAGACCAGGUACUUCAUUCUAAAGGCCAAUUACUUCUAGAUAAGGUGGUGGAGAUAUUAAUCCUAUAAUGAGGCCUAUGUCUAAAUCUGGAAGACCAAUAACAGGUUUUGCUAGACCAGGAACUAACAAACCUGUUUCAUCAAGCUAAAACCGUUUAGAAACAGCGCUUAAGGGUAAUAGACCAGGAACUACUCGUCCUAUUACUAGUGGUGGAAGGUAUAUGAGAUUAGGUACAGCAUCAUUGGCUUCUUCAGGCGAUUAAUUUUUGGAUGCCAAUAAAUUAGAUAUGAAGAAAAUAGCUAAGAAAGGUGCUAUUGCUAAGGCUAUUUGCAAUUAUUUACUUUAUGUAGAAAUAAACCCUAAAAAAGCUUUGGAAUUGUCUGCAGAAGCAACUUAAAUUUCUGAAUAUAAAGAUUGGUGGUGGAAAGAAAGACUUGGCAAAUGCUAUCAUAUACUUGGAUUAUAAAGAGAAGCUGAAAAGUAAUUUUAAAGUUCAUUGAAAAAUGAAAAUAUUAUUAAAACUUAACUUGAGUUGGCUAAGGUUUAUAUUAAAUUGGAUCAGCCAAUCACUGCUAUAGAAUGCUAUCGUAAAGGAUUAGAAAAGCACCCUCAUGAAAUUUAAUUUGUGCUAGGUAUAGCCAGAGUCUAUGACUAGCUAAACCAGUAAACAAAAGCAGUAGAAUUUUAUAAAUAAGUUUUAGCUUUUGAAAGUAGUAACAUGGAAGCAGUCGCUUAAAUUGCAGCACAUUAAUUCUAUAUUGAUCAACCAGAAGAGUCUACUCUUUUCUAUUAAAGAUUAUUAUAGCUUGGAAUUAAUACUGCUGAAUUAUGGAAUAACUUGGGAUUAUGUUUAUUUUUUGAUGGAUAGUACGAUUUAUUUUAUCCUUGCUUUGAAAGAGCUCUUUAAUUAGCAGAUGAAACAAAUAGAGCUGAAAUUUGGUACAAUAUCUCUCAUGUAUUUAUAUAUAUGGGAGAAAUGGGUAUGGCUUAUCAGUGUCUAAAAAUGGUUUUGUAAUUUGAUCCACACCACGCUGAGGCAUAUAAUAAUCUGGGUGUGAUUGAAAUAAAGCAUGGAAAUAUUGAAAGAGGUAAAUACGAAUUGUAAGUUUCUAUGAAAGAGGGUGAAAUGCUACUCGAACCUCACUUUAACUCUGCUCUCUGGGCUUAUAAUACUUGCGAAUACCAAGAUGCAUUUAAACUUGUUAACAAAGCUAUAUUUAUUUAUCCAGAUCAUGAAGAAUCAAUAAAGUUAAAAAAAUAAAUAGAAGAUAUUUUAAAAGUGUUUUGA
Tetrahymena thermophila SB210 is the source of this 1509-nucleotide messenger RNA. Its product is annotated as TRP protein for ciliary function protein. Gene Ontology annotation, cellular component: BBSome; non-motile cilium; ciliary basal body. The record is from RefSeq and is a predicted model, not a curated record. The transcript is spliced from 7 exons. Gene Ontology annotation, molecular function: protein binding. NCBI's taxonomy places the organism in Eukaryota, Ciliophora, Oligohymenophorea, Hymenostomatida, Tetrahymenidae. Gene Ontology annotation, biological process: non-motile cilium assembly.